Molecule: messenger RNA, 6452 nt
Organism: Paramuricea clavata
Lineage: Eukaryota; Metazoa; Cnidaria; Anthozoa; Malacalcyonacea; Plexauridae
Source: the annotation of a GenBank genome assembly
AUGAGUACCAAGAGUCGUGAGAAUUGGGAGCCUGGAAAUAGAGCAGAAUCCAGGAAUUCAAAACAGAUCGAGGAGCAUGAACAGUCAAGCAACGCAAAAGGGGAGUCAACAUUACAUUCCGGGGGGUCAGCUCAUAAUACGGGGGGUAAGACACAACAAGUCUUGCCAGCUGACACUAAGGGGACAAAUGGGGAUGACCGAAGAAGUCGUACAUUAUCACAAAAGGCUAUACAGAACGCUAUACAGUCAACGUUAACAGAUCUCACUAGAGAGGGGAAGUCUCUAAAAGCAGCAUCAGAAUCUAUGAACAGGGUCUUGUCACUAGGGCCCCUAUCCAAGGAUUUUGACAUUUACUUAUCAAGUACAAGAACAUCUUACAUGAAGUACAAGGACUUGUUGGAGGAGCUAAACAGCUUAUUAGAAAAAGAUAAAUGGGGAGAACUAUCUGACCAAGCAUAUGAACAUGUAAGUUAUGGUAAAGACAUUUUGGAUUUUGCAUGGAAAGCAAUCAACAAUGCAACAGAUAGAUUUAAGCCUCCAGAGACUGCUCCUUCUCUAAGUUCAAGGAGUACCCGGCGUAGUGUACUGUCCCGGGCAAGCUCAUCAUCAUCGGCCAGUGCAAGGAGAAGAGCUAUGGCAGAAGCAGCGGCCGCAAAGAAAAUGGCAGAGUUCGAUCGGAUUAUGGCAGAAAGAGAAAACGAGAGAAAAUUAUUCGAAGCCGAAGAAGAACUUUGCCUGAAACAAAGGCGCGCCCAACAUGAUAUAGAGAUGGCUAUCCUAGCCGCAGAGAAGGCUGAAGCUAUUGCAAACGCUAAGCUUCAUGCUAUAGAACAGUCAAUUAUGAAAGAAGAACUACCUUACCUGUUAACCAAGCAAAGAGACCUCGAAGUAGAAGACACAGAAUCCCGAACUAAAGUAUGGGUCGACACCCACAGCGACUCCAAACACAAACCCAAUCUGACAGACCCAAACGUCGACACCCUCCACCAUAAACCUGAAACAACCGAGAAUACAACCGAAUUACCACCAGUAACAAACCAAAUUGCUGAGGGAAUACAAGUGGCGAAUGUUAAUGAACAUAUUAAUGACAAUAGAUCAAAGAGUAUAUUCACCCCUAAAGGAUUUGCAGGAAACCCACCCAUUUUCACACCUUCAUCUCCUAUUCCCAGCCCAGCAGCUUACCAAGAAUGUAUUGAAGGGAUAGCAAAAACAAAUGAACGUGUUGUUGCAAGCUUAGCGAGACAGAAUCUCCCAAAAUGUCAUCCAGAAGUAUUUCAAGGGGAUGCAACUCUAUUCCAUCCAUGGAAAAAAUCAUUCAAUGCUAUGAUUCAUGAUGCAAACUUAAAUCCUAACCAAGAAAUGGCUUAUCUCAGAAACUACACCAAAGGCAAAGUUCGAGAACUAGUGGACAACUACAGGAAAAGACAACAAAGUGAUCCCGUAAUCACUCUUCGUGACCUCUGGACUGAAAUGGGAAGGCGAUUUGGGAACACUGCUAUUAUAACAAACUCACUAUUACAACGAUUGCAACAAUCGGCAAAGUUUAACGGGCGAGAUAAAGCAAAGUUGCAAGAUUUCGCAGACGUGUGCAUGGAUGUAGAUAACCAAAUCAACAACUUACCAGGACUUGCCUGCUUGAAUUACGCGAGCGCAAUACGACCAAUUGUUGAUAACCUUCCAAACUUUCUUCGAUUCAAGUGGGAGAAGAAAGUGGUCAGUUAUGCAGAAGAAAAUAACGAUGAUUAUCCCGGAUUUCAUAUAUUUGCAGUUAUGAUGCAAAAGCAAGCUAAGUUAAAGAAUCAUCUCAAUGUCUCGGCAGGUGAAGCGGUUCCAGAACAUGCAAAGAAAAACGACAAGCAGGGAAAUGGUGACCGUCAUACGAAGGUCUAUCGAACCGAAACGAAAGAUGAUGAUCAGAGCGAUGAAAGAAAACACGAGAAACAUUGUUAUUAUCACGUCAGAAAGGGACAUGAAUUAUUGGAUUGCAAAGCAUUCAUAGCAAAGAAAUUUGAAGAGAAAAUGGAAUGGCUGAAGUCAGUUGGUCUUUGUUUCCGUUGUCUUUGUUUCCGUUGUCUUUCUGGAAAGCAUCGCGCUAAAGAUUGUAAGAAGGAGGUGAAAUGUACCGAGUGUAGCAGUACUCGCCAUCUCGUUAUACUACACAAAGAAAAGCAGCUCAAAGAGAAAGAGGAUAAAGAAGUGAAUGAAGAAGUCAAGUCGAAGUGCACCUCCGUAUGUCGAGGAAAUACUGGAGGACUGUCCUGUAGCAAAAUAGUGUUGGUUGAUGUCUUUACCGAGGACAACCCAAACGCAGUUCACAGAGCGUAUGCAAUUGUCGAUGAACAAAGCAACGCAUCCAUGAUUACGCCCAACCUUGCUGAUCUACUGGAAGUAGAUACACCUAAAGAAAAAUACCUGCUUUCCACCUGUAGCAGUGCCAAAGAGACGAAAUAUGGUCGUAGAGUGUCUGGAAUAAUGGUCAAGUCAUUAAAUGGAACGGUUGUGAGACUUCCUAAGCUAAUAGAGUGCGAUCAUAUUCCACAAGAAAAGAAUGAGAUCCCAACCCCGUCUAUGACGAAGAAUUUCCCUCAUCUCCAUGAUAUUACCAACGAGAUCCCACCGCUGGAUGAUGAUGCAAAGAUCGAAAUCCUCCUUGGCAGAGACGCUCCGGAGCUACUUAAAGUUCGUGAAUCUAGAAAUGGUCCAAAAGGAGCUUUGGGCUCAGAAACUUCUACUGGGUUGGACAGUUUCUGGCCAGAUGUGUCUCGAUCGCGUAGGUGGACCCGUACACGUGUCUGCAUGCCAUACAACAUUAGAAGUAGUAAAACCCGGCAAUGCAAGUCCAACAGAUAUGAACGAUGUUGCUCCAGCCGAAGCAGUUCCAUGUACAAACUAUUUCAAGGUGAAAGAAGACCACGAAGUAUGUCCCACGGAAAAAGAGAGAUGAAAUUUACUGCAUUACUUCAGAGGACAAUGAAGCCGCUUUAUCUCGUGAAGAUCGCCAGUUCCUGGAUAUCGCGAAAAAGGGAAUCCAUAAAAACGAUUCAGGUAAUUGGGAAAUGCCACUCCCUUUUCGUUCCGAGAAAGUGAUGAUGCCAAAUAACAGGAAGCAAGCACUUAAUCGCUUGAAUGGGUUAUUGAGAACAUUUAAAAGAAAACCCCAGAUGCAAGAGGAUUACUUGAAGUUCAUGUCCAAGGUAAUCGAUCGUGGUCAUGCGGAAGUCGUACCUAACGAAGAAUUAACAGAAGCACAAGACGUCCCACCAACAGAAGCACAUCACAGUCAGACCAAUAAUGUGUGGUACCUUCCCCACUUCGGAGUUUAUCACCCGAGAAAGUUAGAUCAGAUCCGUGUGGUAUUCGAUUCCUCGUGUGAAUUCGAAGGUGUCUCCCUCAACAAGGAAUUGUUAGCAGGACCAGAUCUAAUGAACAACCUAAUCGGUGUUUUGAUGCGGUUCCGUCAAGAAAAUCACGGAGUCAUGUGUGACAUAGAGCAGAUGUUCUACUCGUUCCAUGUCAACUCGGAACACAGAAACUAUCUUCGGUUUCUCUGGUUCAAGAACAACGACCCAAGACAAGAGAUAGUAGACUAUCGAAUGACUGUCUAUCUCUUUGGUAAUGGUCCCAGCCCGGCAAUAGCAACUUUCGGAAUGAGAAAAACAGCCGAAGACGGCGAGGAGGAUUAUGGGUCAAAGGUGAAAGAGUUUAUAUGCAAAGAUUUCUACGUGGAUGAUGGAUUGACGUCCUCGUCGACGGAAGAAGAAGUAGCCGACCUGGUACAGAAAGCACAAGCGUGUCUAAAAACAGCCAAUCUACAUCUUCAUAAAGUGGCGUCGAACUCAGCGUUGGUGAUGGGAGCCUUUCCUCCGGAAGACCGUGCGAAAGAGAUGAAAGACCUUGAUCUCCGUCAAGACGUUCUACCAAUACAACGUGCCCUAGGAGUCCAAUGGAAUUUAGAGAACGAUCAGUUGACAUUUAACGUAUCAAUUCCCGAGAAACCACUAACACGUAGAGGAGUUUUGUCCAUAGUGAACUCACUGUACGAUCCCCUAGGAUUAGCGGCUCCAGUCAUACUCGUCGGCAAACUACUACUGCAGAAGCUGCUCAUUCUCGGAAAAGAAAAAGCGAACGACCAACCUCUUAAAUGGGACGAUCCUCUCCCUUCAGAUUUGAACCAUCAGUGAAAUCGCUGGAAGAACCAACUCACAGGCUUGGAGAACGUAUCUGCCAACCGAUGCUAUCACCCUAAAAACUUUGGUGCCGUAGUACGAAACGAAAUCCAUGCGUUUUCUGAUGCGAGUAAAGAAGCUGUUGGAGUAGCAGCGUAUCUGAAGCAACUCAGCCAGAAGGGCGAAGUGAGUGUUAGUUUGGUAUUUGGUCAAGCAAAAGUUGCACCAAUCCGACCGACAAGCAUUCCUCGGCUCGAGCUGUGUGCAGCUGUGUUAUCUACGAAGGCUGUGAAGAAGAUACAGACGGAACUUGAUUUAAAGAUAGACGAUGUUAAGUUCUAUACAGACUCCAAAGUCGUCCUAGGAUACAUCAGCAACGAUGCACGUAGAUUCCACGUUUAUGUCGCCAACCGAGUCCAGGUAAUCAGAGAUACAUCCGAGCCUCACCAAUGGAACUACGUUGACACUUCUACAAACCCAGCAGACUUAGCAACUCGUGGCACAACGGCUAAGGGGCUGAUAGAAUCCGACUGGCUCGAGGGUCCAACAUUUCUGAAGAUGAACCAAUCGAAUGAACCAUCUAUUGACGAGGCGGCGUCGCCAAUAAUAGACGACAUCACUAUUAACGAAAACGAUCCCGAGGUUAAAGUCAACGCGUAUGUGACCAGCUCAACACGAGAAACGGGUCUGAAGUCAAAACGGUUCGAACGCUUCUCGGAUUGGCUAAAACUUCAGCGCGCGGUAUCCUGUCUCAUCGCCAAGAUAAGAAACCAGAAAACAAACAAAGACGUACGAAGCCUUGAUGAUGGCCAAAACGUUGAGAACGAACACCGACACCCGACAUCGAUAGAUUCUAACGAAAGUGCAAAAAUAGCAAUCAUAAAAGCGGUGCAAAAUGAAGUAUUCGCAGAUGACAUCAGUGUGCUAAAAAGAGAAAACAAGGAGACGGAAUGUCGUGAUCAACUGAAAGAACAACGAAGGGCACUCCGUAAGUCUAAUCUCGCAGGAUUAGAUCCGUUCCUAGAUCAGGAUGGGGUUCUCCGAGUCGGUGGACGUCUUAAUCGAUCGAGUCUAACCUUCGAAGAGAAACAUCCAAUCCUGCUGCCGAAGAAGCAUCAUGUGUCGCAGCUCAUAAUCCGUCACUACCACGAAAAAGUUAUCCACCAUCAAGGGCGACAAAUCACACAUGGAGCAGUCCGUCAAGCUGGUUUCUGGGUCAUCAAUGGUCACAAAGAAGUAUCAAGAAUGGUCAACGUAUGUGUCACUUGCAAAAAGCUUAGAGGACGGACACUCACGCAACACAUGGCCGACCUUCCUGUCGAUCGAAUGGAGACCCAUCCACCUUUUACCAACGUUGGUUUGGAUGUUUUUGGUCCGUGGCAGAUUCAAGUCAGGAAACUCAGAGGAAGAGAUACAAAUGCCAAACGAUGGGGCUUAGUGUCUACCUGUCUCAGUAGCAGAGGAAUCCACAUCGAGAUACUCCACUCAAUGGACGCGAAUUCCUUUAUUUGUGCGUUACGACGCUUCUUUGCUAUUCGUGGGCCGGCCGCCAUUUUAAGAUGCGAUUGCGGUACAAAUUUUGUGGGGGCAAAGUCCGAACUCGACAGCGCACUCAACGAAAUGGAUGCAGAGAAAGUGAAGAAAUACGUUGCAGAGCAAGGGUGCGAAUGGAAAUUCAAUCCCCCACACGCCUCACAUUUCGGCGGUGUAUGGGAACGACAAAUAGGAACAAUUCGUAGAGUGUUAGACGCAAUGCUCUUAAAGAUCGGAGCUGCUCAAUUCGACGACGAGUUGCUUCUUACGUUGAUGGCCGAAGUUACAGCUACUGUAAACAGUCGUCCAAUCGCCACAGUGUCAGCCGACAUUGAUGAACCGGUUCCCUUAUCACCAUCAAUGCUUCUUACCAUGAAGCAGAAGCCACUUCUUGCAACACCAGGCGUGUUUGUUAGGGAAGAUUUGUAUGCUAGAAAGCGCUGGAGAAGAGUCCAAUAUCUUGCCGACCAAUUUUGGUUGCGUUGGAAGAGGGAGUAUUUACAAAACCUUCAGUCAAGACCCAAGUGGCAGGAGAGAGAGAAGAAUCUGGUCGAUGAAGACGUGGUGCUAGUGAAAGACAGGGAUCUACAUCGCAAUGAUUGGUCGAUGGGCAGAGUUACGGAGAGCAUCAAAAGUGAAGAUGGCGAAGUGAGGAAGGCGAAAGUUGUGAUCUUCAAAGAAGGAAGCAAGAAGACUGUAUUCCGUCCGAUUAGCGAACUGAUUCUACUUAUAUCGGCUCCGAGCGAACAGUGA